Molecule: messenger RNA, 2364 nt
Organism: Dovyalis caffra
Lineage: Eukaryota; Viridiplantae; Streptophyta; Magnoliopsida; Malpighiales; Salicaceae
Source: the annotation of a GenBank genome assembly
AUGGGGUUGGCCCAGAACACAACAACGCCUAUCGGAGUGAAUGUUGGUGUGGUUCUAGACUUGGAAAUUUUGGAUUUCACUAUUGCUUUGAGUUGCAUUAAAAUGGCCCUCUUAGACUUCUACGCCACUCAUGGCCGUGACUACAAUACCAGUCUAGUCCUCACCACUAGGAACUCCAAGACAGACGUUGUUGGAGCAGCUGCAGCAGAAGCCCUUGUUGGCCUGGUUUUGAGGCCAUUAAGUUUGAGGUCUCCUCCUUUUGGCUAUUUGGGCCUGACUCUGGACCUGAUAAAAAAUGUGGAAGUGCAAGCAAUCAUAGGUCCGAGUACAUCAAUGCAAGCCAAUUUUGUUAUUGAAGUUGGAGAAAAAGCUCAAGUGCCUAUUAUAUCAUUUUCUGCAUCAAGUCCUUCUAUUAGUUCCUUCUCGAGCCCCUACUUUUUUCGAGCUACACAUAGUGACUCAAGUCAGGUGAAUGCCAUAAGUGCUAUAGUUCAAGUCUUCGGAUGGAGACAAGCAGUACCUAUCUAUGUUGACAAUGAAUAUGGAAAGGGAAUCAUACCUUAUUUAACUGAUGCUUUGCAAGCUGUUGACGCUCGUGUCCCCUACCAGAGUGUCAUUUCUCCAUCGGCCACUGAUGAUCAACUUGGUGAAGAGCUUUACAAGUUGAUGACAAUGCAAGCUAGAGUUUUCAUUGUGCAAAUUUCACCUAAUCCUUCUGUCACUGAUACAAUGCAAGGGGUACUGGGUGUUAAACCUUAUGUUCCAAGCACAGAAGGGCUUAAAGAUUUUCGAGUUCGGUGGAAAAGGAAAUUCCAACUAGAUAAUCCAGAGAUUAUUGAUGCUGAGUUGAGCGUUUAUGGACUAUGGGCCUAUGAUGCAGCAACAGCAUUGGCCAUGGCAGUUGAGAAAGCUGGAACUGCAAAUCUAGGCUUCCAGAAGGGAAAUGACUCUAGCAAUUCAACGGAUCUUGCAACUCUUGGGGUGUCUUUAAUUGGUCCAAACCUUCUUCAAGCUUUAUCAAACACUAGUUUUAAAGGCCUUACAGGAGAUUACUUUUUUGUUAAUGGGCAGUUGCAAUCAUCAUCUUUCCAGAUAGUUAAUGUGAAUGGAAAUGUAGGAAGAGAGAUUGGAUUUUGGACACCAAAAGAAGGACUAUUGAAAAAGUUGAAUUCAACUUCUUCGUCUGGUAUUUCGACAGUAAUAUGGCCUGGGGAUGGUGUUGCUGUUCCAAAGGGUUGGGAGGCUCCCACAAAUGAGAAGAAGUUGAGGAUAGGAGUUCCAGUGAACUUGGAUGACAACAAUAAGUAUUUAUCUGUCAGAAAAGAUCCAAGUUCUAACACCACAAAAAUCACCGGAUUCUGCAUAGAUGUUUUUGAAGCUGUAGUCAAACAAUUACCUUAUGCUUUGCCUUACGAGUACUUUCCCUUUGCCAAGCCUGACGGCAAGCCUGCUGGAACUUACAACGAUCUGGUCGAUCAAGUGUACUUGAAGAGUUACACGGCCAGCUUUACGAGCCUCCUCACAGUCCAGCAGCUGCAGCCUAAAGUUGCAGAUAUGAAGGAGCUCAUUAAAGGAAGGGAUUAUGUGGGUUAUGAGAAGAAUUCUUUUAUUCUUGAUAUGUUGUUAGAGUUAGGGUUCAACGAGGACAGGCUUGUGGCGUAUACGUCUUCUGAAGAAUACGAGGGCCUUUUCUCCAAAAGAAGUGGACAUGGUGGUAUUGCUGCCGCUUUCGGUGAGUCGCCGUACGUGAAGGUAUUUCUGUCAAAGUAUUGCCGUAAAUAUACAACGGCUGAUCGUAUAUUUAGAACCGGUGGUUUUGGCUUUGUCUUCCCUAAAGGUUCUCCUCUUGUACCUGACAUAUCAAGGGAAAUUCUAAAUAUAACUGAGGGAGAUACAAUGAAGAAAAUCGAGGAUGCAUGGUUAGGCGAUCAAAGCACUUGUCCAGAUUCCGACACCUUGAUUUCGUCUACUAGACUUGGUCUCGAGAGUUUCUGGGGUUUAUUUCUAAUUUCGGGGCUAGUUUCACUUUCAGCUCUCAUUAUCUUCACAGCUGCAUUUGUUUACAAAGAAAGAGCAGUAAUCUCUGAUUCCACAACGUCAAUAUGGAUUAGAGUUAAAAAUUUGAUAAGAAUUUUCAAUCAAAGGGUCUCCAUCCGAAGUGACCUUAAUCAGCCUGGAGUGGGGGUGCCAACUCCAGCAGCUGAGUCAGUUCACACAGAAAUUCAUGGAGAUCUAUCCUCCCAAGAGGAUAAUUUGAGUCCAAAUAGGGAAGCACCUCAAGAAGUAGAAAUAAAUAUCGAUCAGCCUACCAACCCAAAUCAAGAAAGGCCAACAGCUAAUGGAAUAGACCAUGACAGCAAUUGA